Molecule: messenger RNA, 819 nt
Organism: Geosmithia morbida
Lineage: Eukaryota; Fungi; Ascomycota; Sordariomycetes; Hypocreales; Bionectriaceae
Exons: 2
Source: RefSeq, a predicted model, not a curated record
CUGACUCCCACGCCGGCCCACCUCGACCGCGUCCUGUACGUGCCUUACCACUCGCACACGACGGCUCAUCUGCCCCUGUACGAUAUCACGGACGAGUACAGGGCCACCGUCGGCGACUCUCCAGUUGGGGGGUCGGAAUUCAAGCUGAGGCUCUGCGUGAUGAGGAAGCCGGCAUGGAACACCUUUGACGCCCGGGUUGCCUUUCACGUUGAUGUCGAAGCUGAUGGGUCGUUGCUGGCUGUCGAGGAGAGAUGUCUCGGUAUAGGCCACAAGGUACAUGUACGGCUACCAUCUCACCCUGCUGACGAGACUACCAUACAAGCCACGACGCCGGAUGGCAAGGAUGAGCGCCAGUACUCCGUCCAGGUCACCUGCCCCGUCCCGGGGAGGCAGAGGGGCAGAGUCACGAUUCAGUACCCGUAUUUCACCCUGACGCGGAGCGAUGCCGGCCCCGCCAGCGUGGCCGCCCCGCUCCAGUGGCAGGCGUACCCGAUCGAGAAGGGCGCGCUGUGCUACCUGCUCGUCGACACGAGGCUGCACGCCGCGGCCGGCCAGGAGACUCCCGCCGACGAGGCCGUGCGCGCCAUCUACCACCACGCCGGCAUGGAGGACGAGCUGCCCACCCGGUACAGCGAGGGCGUGCUCCUGCUGCCCCGUGGCCAGGGCGGGGCGCUGGACACCCUUGUGACGUCUAGUCUGCUCGGCCUCCUGAGGUAUGACAGAUCUUUUGCGAGGGUCGCCGGGAGGAGGCAGUCUGCUGGACGGUCCAAGCUGAGCAAGGUCAUCCGUAGGGUUCUCGGGGAUGGGGUGCGGACAUGA